AUGGCGUGGGACGAGGAGAGGCAGCUUGGCGAGCCAGAGGAGCUCAUUACUUCCAUACCGGAACGGCCGCGACGGCCUCUUACGACUGACGAAAAGCUGGCUUCUACGACGAUUAAUGUUCAUUCACGUGGAACUUCGAUAGAGUGGAAUUCCACCCAACAUACGUCUGUGCGCGAAGAGACUGGUAUUCUGGCCAAAUUACGACAUCUAGAAGCUCUUUUGGAUAGAAAACUUGGCGUGGAGUCUGAAGCUAUCGAUAGGAAAUUACCUGGCGAUAGGAAGCAUGUUCCGUGGCAUUCACAGUUGAAUAUGGCGUUGCUGUGGGCAAGUGGGACCAUGAACGUCAGUUGUUUUGCAACGGGCUUCCUUGGGUGGGCAUUUGGCCUCUCUCUGAAGCAGAGCAUUCUUGUUGUCAUAUUCGGAUCUCUGUUGGGUGCAUCACUACCAGGCUUCUGUGCGACACUGGGACCGGCCACUGGUCUGCGGCAAAUCUCAAUUGGGCGAUACUCCAUGGGUUGGUAUCCGAAUAAGAUCAUUGCGGCACUCAACACUAUUCAGCAGAUUGGUUGGAGUGCAGUUGGGUGUAUAACUGGCGGACUCGCACUAACUGCUGUGUCGAAUGGUCGCGUUUCGAUUGCUGUUGGUAUUGUUGUGAUUGCUGUCUGCAGCUUGCUCAUCAGCUUUCUGGGCCUGCGAGCGAUUCUGAUCUAUGAGAAAUAUGCUUGGCUGGUAUACUUCAUCAUCUUUUUGGUCAUCUUCGGCCAGACGGGUCAGUAUGCAGAUAACACCACAGAGUCGUCUUUGAAAGGAGCCGACCUAAGUGGCAGUGUCUUGAGCCUUCUCGCCAUCGUUUACGGAUCCUCCGCAAGCUGGGCGACCAUUGCAUCAGACUACUACGUACACUACGCAGUCGAUGUCAGCAGAACGAAAGUCUUUCUUAUGACGACCUUUGGGAUCGCUCUCCCUACCAGUAUUGGAAUGAUGGCUGGCUGUGUCGUCUCUUCUGCCUUCAACAACAGAGUYGAUUGGAAGGACUCGUACGAGAACCAAGGCCUGGGGUAUCUGAUUAAAGAUAUGUUGUAUCCUCGAGGGUUUGCGCAGCUCAUCCUGGUUCUUUUGGUUCUCUCCGGCAUAAAUAUGAACAUCCUCAACACCUACUCCGCUGCGCUUUCCUGCCAGCAGUUUUCGAGACCAUUCUCGCGAGUCCCGCGAUUCAUCUGGACUAUCCUCUGCUUUGGUGUAAUCGUCGCCAUUGCACUGGCGGGGAGAAACAACCUGCUGGCAUACUUGCAGAAUUUCCUGUCCCUGCUCGGCUACUGGUGUACAUCAUAUGCCGUUAUAGUCUUCACUGAGCACUACCUCUUCCGGGGAGGAAAGUUUUCCAACUACGAUCUCGAGGGCUGGAACGAUCCUCGGAGACUGCCAGUUGGAAUCGCGGGUCUCACAGCGUUCCUUCUGGGGGUCGUGGUCUGGAUCAUGGGCAUGGUGCAGACUUGGUAUGUUGGGGAGAUCGCGAAGCAGAUUGGUACGUCCGGUGGGGAUGUUUCGAACCAACUGUGCUUUGCAGUGACUCUUGUGACCUACAUUCCGGCGCGAUACCUCGAGCUCAAAUACAUCGGCAGGUAG
Molecule: messenger RNA, 1626 nt
Organism: Ramularia collo-cygni
Lineage: Eukaryota; Fungi; Ascomycota; Dothideomycetes; Mycosphaerellales; Mycosphaerellaceae
Product: related to purine-cytosine permease
Exons: 5
Coding region: 1-1626 (541 amino acids)
Biological process (GO): transmembrane transport
Cellular component (GO): fungal-type vacuole membrane; plasma membrane
Molecular function (GO): transmembrane transporter activity
Source: RefSeq, a predicted model, not a curated record